AUGAACGGCCAUUUCGGCGGUGCUGGGGACGACCUCUCACCGGAAGACUACAAACAUGGCGUCCAGAUCAUCAACGAGGACAAGCAGUUCAACGAGAAUCUGCCGCAGUACCUGCAGUUGGAGAACAUCAUCCGAGCCGGUUUCAACUACCACAUCAUCUCCGUCUUCGGCAGCCAAAGUACGGGAAAGAGCACGCUGUUGAAUUACCUGUUCGGCACCAGUUUUGGUGUUAUGAGCGAGCAGGAGAGGCGGCAGACAACCAAGGGAAUAUGGAUGUCAAAGAACAAGAAGGAGCAUUCUGGCGGUGAGGGAAAGGCGAUGGCGGAGAAUAUCCUGGUCAUGGACGUGGAGGGUACCGAUGGGCGCGAAAGAGGGGAGGAUCAAGACUUCGAGCGCAAGAGUGCGCUUUUUGCUCUGGCUACGAGUGAGGUCUUGAUUGUCAAUAUCUGGGAACAUCAGGUUGGACUGUACCAGGGAGCAAAUAUGGGGCUGCUCAAGACUGUGUUCGAGGUCAAUCUGCAGCUCUUCCUCAAGGACUCGAAGAGCGUGCCGCGUAGCUUGCUGUUCUUCGUGAUUCGAGAUCACCUGGGAACCACACCUCUCGAGAACCUCAAGCAAACCCUCACACAGGACCUGUCAAGAAUAUGGGGCUCGCUCUCGAAGCCACAAGGUUUGGAGAAGAGCAGGAUUGAGGACUACUUCGACUUCGCAUUCGUCGCACUGCCGCACAAGAUCCUCCAGCCAGAGAAGUUCGAGCAAGAGGUGCAGAGGUUGGGGACAAGGUUCAGAGAAGGCUACAAAGAUCCAAAGAGGGCAGGCUUGGUUGACGAGACCGCAGAGCCAGUGCUGCUCCCCGAAUACCAUCGCCGGAUACCAGCGGACGGCUUUCCCAUGUACGCCGAGGGUGUGUGGGAGCAGAUCGACAGCAACAAGGACUUGGAUCUUCCUACCCAGCAGGAGUUGUUGGCCCAGUUCAGAUGCGACGAGAUUUCCAAGGAGGUACUCAUCCCAUUCGACGAGGUCAUCACGCCUUUGGAAGAAGAACAGGCCAGUUCUGUAGCCGCUGGAAAGCCAAGUGUGAUUGCGAAGCUCGGUCUCACCAUGAUCGCUGCUAGGAAACUCGCACUUGGCAGCUUCGAGGAGGAGGCUAGCCGCUACCACAAGGGUGUCUACAAGAGAAAGCAGGCGGAACUGGAAAGCAAGAUCGAUGGCAGACUCAAGGCCUUGUUCCUCGGUCAACUCAGCGCUGCGCACAAGAGCGGCGUCAACGAAUUCUCAGAAGCCGUCAGCAGCGCAGUCAAGGCGGGCCAGAAGAGGGAUUCCAGCUACGAUUUCUCAGAGAUUGUGCAAACCGAAAAGAAGAAAGCCCUCGAACGCUACGAGACCGAAGCAAAGGCCUCGCUGGUUGAAGGUACGCCUUGGAGCGACUACAAACAGCAAUUCAACCUUUACCAGAAGGACCUCGACGACGUCAGUGCCCGCUUGAGAAAAGACGAGAUGAGGCGGCUUGCUACGCGAAGCGAGCGGUGGGUGCGCAACCGACUUAGUGAAAAGAUUGGCGUGGAGUUCAACAAGCUCGGAUCAGGUCGUGCCGGCUCAGGUGCCCCAGCUGAGGGAGAGAAGCCUAAGACGGAGAAGGAGCUCUGGGAUCGCGUUUGGAGCGUGUUCACUGAGGUUGUCGCCGAUGCUGAGUCCAGCUUCACCAAGAGAGCUCGCAGCUUUGACGCCAGCCCCGAAGAAGUCGAGGUUGGUCUUUGGCGGCUCAGGCGGAAGUCUUGGGGUGCGCUGCGCGACAAGAUCGACGAAGAGCUCAUGGAGGGCAACCUUUUGUUGAAGCUUCGCGAGAACUUCGAAGACAAGUUUCGAUACGAUGAGGAGGGAGUUCCCAGGAUAUGGCGCCCUACGGACGACAUCGAGGGCUUGUAUACUCGUGCGAGGGAAAGCACUCUUACCCUCAUCCCAUUGCUUUCGAAGUUCAAGCUCUCUGGAACAUCUGCUCCUCCACCUUUGGAUGCAUGGAUUGGCGAGCCACCCAGCACUGUGACGCCCGCCGAUGAGGAGGAUCUGCAUCCUAUCGGUGGUGUUGAUACAGAAGAAGGCAAGACUUUGGACGAUGAGAUGACUAUGAUCAGCGAUGCAAGGCAACAAGAUCUGGGGACGAGGUUCAAGAAGACCGCUGAUGGAGUAUACGUCGAAGCCAAGCGCAGUGCGAUUGGUGGUGUCACGUCAGUGCCAAUCUAUUUCUAUGGACUUUUGCUGGCUCUUGGGUGGAAUGAGCUCGUGACUGUACUCCGAAACCCUGUCUACUUCAUCCUUUUAAUAUUGCUUGGUGCUGGCGCCUAUGUCACGUACACACUGAACUUGUGGGGACCCAUGUUGCGGAUGACGAACGCUGCCAGCCAGCAAGGAUUGGAAAUCUUCAGAGAGAAGCUCAGGGAGUUCUUGGAGUCUUCUGAAACAGGACGACAGGCGAUUGGGAUGAGCCAGAAGGCUGGGAGCUCGUACAGUUUGGACUCAUUGAACAGCAACGGUACGACAAGGGCAAAGGCCAAGAAGGACGAUGAUGAGGUUGAUGAAAUUUGA
Messenger RNA from Zasmidium cellare ATCC 36951, 2583 nucleotides. RefSeq lists its product as uncharacterized. Gene Ontology annotation, biological process: endoplasmic reticulum membrane fusion. The record is from RefSeq and is a predicted model, not a curated record. The transcript is spliced from 3 exons. NCBI's taxonomy places the organism in Eukaryota, Fungi, Ascomycota, Dothideomycetes, Mycosphaerellales, Mycosphaerellaceae. Gene Ontology annotation, molecular function: GTP binding; GTPase activity. Bases 1 to 2583 code for a protein of 860 amino acids. Gene Ontology annotation, cellular component: endoplasmic reticulum.